GACUUGAGCAAUAACAGGAAACGCCGAAGUUUUGGGGGGUUCAUAUAGCUAGUUAAAACGUCAGUCGUUACUGUAGUUGGAAUGCCAGUGAAGUAUUUGUGACAGUAAGAGGGAUGGGGCUCUUAUCAGAAAGAAGCUGUUUAUUUUUCCUCUUCAUAAUUUUGACAGAGGGACAUUAUACAUGGGUUCAAGCCCAGCACUGUGUUUGGUACGGUGAGUGUGGUGACUCUGACAAGGUCCCGGGGAAGAAGUACAACUGCAACUAUACAGGACCACCCAUCCCACUUCCAGCAGAGGGCCAUGAGCUGCUCACGGAGCUGUGUCCAGGCUAUGACUAUGGGAACCAGAGUCUGUGCUGUGAUGUCCAGCAGCUCCAGACUCUGAAAGGGAGCCUUCAGUUACCCCUACAGUUCCUCUCUCGAUGCCCAGCCUGUUUCUUCAACCUGAUGAACCUGUUCUGUGAGCUAACCUGCAGCCCCCUCCAGAGUCUCUUUAUGAAUGGAACCCAGUUCACUAAUGACACAGCUGCCAACAAGACCAAUGUGGUGGAAGUCCAGUACUACAUUGGACAAACAUUUGCCAAUGCCAUGUACAAUGCUUGUCAGGAUGUCCAGGCUCCCUCCAGUAAUGUGAAGGCCUUGUCACUGCUCUGUGGGAAAGAUGCCAGUGACUGCAACGCCACCAACUGGAUCGAGUACAUGUUCGACAUCAACAACGGACAGAGUCCCUUCACCAUCAUCCCUAUAUUCUCAGACGUGUCAGUAUCCGGUAUGAGCCCCAUGAACAACAAGACAUACGACUGUACGGAGGGUCUGGAGGAUGGCUCUGGUCCCUGCUCCUGCCAGGACUGUAGCCCGGCCUGUGGCCCCCAGCCUGUCCCCCCUCCCCUGCCCCCACCAUGGACCAUCCUGGGCAUCGGCGCUAUGGUCCUCAUCAUGUGGAUCUCCUACAUGGCCUUCCUCCUUGUCUUCAUGGGAACCGUGAUUGGCACCUGGUGCUACAGAAAAAGGAGAAUAGAGUCUGAGUAUGGCCCAAUAUUGGACAGCAAUAACCCUCACUCUCUGAACAAUGACAGCAUUGAUCAAGUGGAUGCGUCGUGUGGCGAGACGUUGGGCGAGCACUUCGAGAACGCCCUGCGUUACCUCUUUACCCGCUGGGGCUCGUUUUGCGUACGGCAGCCCCUCAUGGUCAUCCUGGGCAGCCUGAUCAUAGUGGCUACCUGCUCAGGGGGCCUGGUCUACAUGAAAAUCACCACAGACCCUGUGGAGCUGUGGUCCUCGCCCAGCAGCCAGGCUAGGCAGGAGAAGGACUACUUUGACAGCCACUUUGGACCCUUCUUCAGGGCAGAGCAGCUCAUCAUCACCACCACAUUGCAGUCAGAAUCCUCCUACUCCCCGUACCCCGCGGGGGCACCCGUGCCCUUCGGAGCCCCCCUGGACAAGGACGUCCUCCACCAGGUGUUGGAUCUCCAGACGGACAUAGAGAACAUAGUGGCCUCAUACGGGGACCAGAAGGUGACCCUAAAGGAUAUCUGCUUGGCCCCACUGGCCCCAUACAACGACAACUGUACCAUCCUCAGUGUUCUCAACUACUUCCAGAACAGUCACAAACAGCUGGACCAUAGCAUAGGAGAUGAAUUCUACGUCUACGCAGACUACCACACACACUUCCUCUACUGUGUCAGUGCCCCAGCAUCCCUCAAUGACACCAGUCUGCUCCACGAUCCCUGCCUGGGCACCUACGGAGGCCCCAUCUUCCCCUGGCUGGUCCUGGGAGGCUAUGAUGCAACCAACUACAACAAUGCCACAGCUCUAGUGAUCACGUUCCCUGUCAACAACUACCAUAACGACACUGUCAAGCUGGGGAAAGCUCUGGCCUGGGAAAAAGAAUUCAUCAGAUUCCUGAAGAACUAUACAAACCCCAACCUGACCAUCUCCUUCAACUCUGAGAGGAGCAUUGAGGACGAGAUCAACCGUGAGAGCGAAAGUGACCUCAGCACUGUCGUGGUCAGCUAUGCUAUAAUGUUCGUCUACAUCUCCCUGGCGCUAGGACAUAUCCACAGCUUCAGGAGAGUAUUGGUGGACUCUAAGAUCUCCCUGGGCAUAGCGGGCAUUGUGAUCGUGCUGAGCUCAGUGGCCUGCUCUCUGGGCAUCUUCAGCUACGCUGGCAUCCCUCUCACACUCAUCGUCAUCGAGGUCAUCCCCUUCCUGGUGUUGGCCGUGGGCGUCGACAACAUCUUCAUCAUUGUACAGACAUACCAGAGGGAUGAGCGGAUGCCUCAUGAAGAGCUGCACCAGCAGAUAGGCCGUAUCCUAGGAGACGUGGCUCCAAGCAUGUUCCUCUCCUCCUUCUCUGAGACCGUGGCUUUCUUCCUGGGGGCCCUGUCCACUAUGCCAGCGGUGCGGACCUUCUCCCUGUUUGCUGCGUUAGCUGUGUUCAUUGACUUUCUGCUACAGAUCAGCUGCUUUGUCAGCCUGCUGGGCCUGGAUGCCAAGCGACAGGAGGAGAAUCGUCUGGACAUUAUGUGCUGUGUGAAGCUGCCAGAGGGGAAGGAGGGGAAGACUGAUGGCUUCCUCUUCCGCUUCUUCAAGAAUGUCUACGCCCCCUUCAUCCUCAAGGAGUGGGUCAGACCCAUAGUGGUGGCUUUGUUUGUGGGGCUGCUGUCCUUCAGUAUUGCUGUCACCAAUAAGGUAGAGAUUGGACUGGACCAGAAGCUCUCCAUGCCUGAUGACUCGUACGUGCUGGACUACUUUAAGAACCUGAGUACGUACCUCCACACGGGUCCUCCGGUCUACUUCGUGGUGGAGGAUGGCCAUGACUACCUGAGUCUGGAGGGCCAGAACUCUGUGUGUGGAGGGGUGGGCUGCAACAAUAACUCCCUGAUCCAACAGGUCUACACAGCAUCUCUCAUUAGCAACUACACCACUAUAGGAUUCAACCCGUCGUCGUGGCUGGAUGAUUACUUUGACUGGGUCAAGCCUCAGUCCACCUGUUGUAGAUAUUACAACUCUUCUGGGGCCUUCUGCAAUGCCUCAGUGGUGGACACGUCGUGUGUGCAUUGCCGCCCCAUGACCCCCAGUGGGAAGCUGAGGCCUACGGAACAGAUCUUCAUGAACUUCCUCCCCAUGUUCCUGUCAGACAACCCUAACGUCAAGUGUGGGAAAGGUGGUCAUGCGGCCUACAGUUCAGCGGUGGUUCUGAAGGAGAACGCCACGUCUGUGGGGGCCACCUACUUCAUGACCUACCACACCAUCCUCAAGGACUCACCUGACUUUAUAGACGCCAUGAAGAUGGCCCGUGUGCUGGCUGACAACAUCACAACCGCCAUGGGACACACAGUCUUCCCCUACAGUGUGUUCUACGUGUUCUAUGAGCAGUACCUCACCAUAGCCUACGACACGGUCUUCCAGCUGGGCGUGUCGCUGGCGGCCAUUUUUGUGGUUACCACGGUGCUGCUGGGCUUUGAGCUGUGGUCAGGAGUGCUGGUCAGCAUCACCAUCGCCAUGAUCCUGGUCAACAUGUUCGGGGUCAUGUGGCUCUGGGACAUCAGCCUCAAUGCUGUGUCCCUCGUCAACCUUGUCAUGAGCUGUGGUAUCUCUGUGGAGUUCUGCAGUCACAUAGUGAGGGCCUUCUCCAUCAGUGUGAAGAGUACCAGGGUGGAGAGGGCUGAGGAGGCUCUGGCCCACAUGGGCAGCUCAGUGUUCAGUGGCAUCACUUUGACUAAGUUUGGAGGCAUCCUGAUCCUGGCUCUGUCCAAGUCCCAGAUCUUCCAGAUCUUCUACUUCCGCAUGUACCUGGCCAUGGUGCUGCUGGGGGCCACGCACGGACUCAUCUUCCUCCCUGUGCUGCUCAGCUAUGCAGGUCCUUCGGUGAACAAGGCCAAGGUGUUUGCAACCAACAAACGCUACGCCGGCACAGAAAGGGAACGCCUCCUCAACUUCUAGAGACAGGACAAUGGUAUGAACCAACUAACCAGUCUGUCUGGUCUGGGAGAGACUGUGUGGGGUGACUCA
Messenger RNA from Oncorhynchus masou masou (cherry salmon), 4013 nucleotides. RefSeq names its product Niemann-Pick disease, type C1 (gene npc1). Gene Ontology annotation, cellular component: plasma membrane. The record is from RefSeq and is a predicted model, not a curated record. Gene Ontology annotation, biological process: cholesterol homeostasis; intestinal cholesterol absorption. Bases 114 to 3944 code for a protein of 1276 amino acids. Lineage: Eukaryota; Metazoa; Chordata; Actinopteri; Salmoniformes; Salmonidae. Gene Ontology annotation, molecular function: cholesterol binding; lipid carrier activity. The transcript is spliced from 25 exons.